Anas platyrhynchos (mallard) is the source of this 3611-nucleotide messenger RNA. Lineage: Eukaryota; Metazoa; Chordata; Aves; Anseriformes; Anatidae. The record is from RefSeq and is a predicted model, not a curated record.
ACCCCCCCCCCCCCCCCCCUCCGCCCUUUCCCGCACCGGGCAGAGACAGGAGCAGCGGGGCCACUCGGUCACUGCCGGCCGGCACCGAUCCGGGUGCUGCUCCUGCACACCUGUGCCUGCUUUGCACCGCUCUUCUCCUGGGCUCCUGCUCUGUAACCUCUAAGAACGAUAUUUCCUCUCGAAGCACACAAAUACCAUCUCAGAAAUAUGCUUGAAAACAGCUAAGCAGGAAACAAAUACCAUCAAACCAACAAUAUUAAAGAAUCGGUGCAAAGUAAUAAAAUACAAGAACGUGUCUCUUUUGCCCUAGAAAUCUUUAGAAGCAAGAUAAGUAUCAAGCACCUGAUUUUUUUUUUUUUUUCCAGUAAAUUUCGUUGUAGUGGAAUGAUGUCAAUGGGAGAAAACUAAAAUACCUCUUUCAGGCAGCUCUGGACAAAAUGCACGGCUAAUUUCUUUCACUUUUAUUUUUCUCGUAGCUUAUUGCUUAUAAUGAAUCCGAAAUGGUUUGCAUUGCUAUAAAGUGUCUUCAGAAUCUUCACUGGUUUUUCUCUGGUGUCCUCAUACAAUAUCAUACAACUUCUUGCUUUGCUAAGACCAACAGCUCAGACACAACAGCUAGCAGCGAUUUAUUUCACCACUAUCAGAAAAAUUGUUGAUGCUUGUCCUGGUGAGGAAAACACCAUCACCCUCUGAGAUCAAGUUUUGGAGUGAUUCAGCUCUUCUUCAUGUUUCUCAUAAAAAGACUGAGCAGUUAACAUAGUUCCUCAUAGUCAUCUGUUGACAAUGCCAAAAUACAAAGCACACUGUCAGUAGAAAUAACCUGGGGAAUCUCCAGCUGUUCCAGGCACCUUGAUGUGACCCAAGCACUGUUGCCCUGGGGGUGACAGCAUGCUCGGCUCCUGUCCCCCAUGCUCCUGUUUUGGGGUCACCAGCUUCGCAGUUAAGAUGUGCCCAAGCACCACUGCCUACUUUCAGUACGCACUGGGAUUUUCUCCACCCCUGGGAGUCUGGGGCUCAGCUCCUUUACAAAGCGGUUGCUUUAUGCACCUCUGAAAAUCUGCCUGAGGGUGUACGGAAGCGCCCAGAGUAGGCAACUGCUUCAGAAAAUAACAUUUGCAUGCAAAAUUUUUAAUUUUCCAGAGAAUGAUGCUGAGCAAUUUCUGGGAUUCGUGUUAAUAGACUUUUGAGGGGAAACAUUAUCUGCGUGGCUGCCAGUAAUAUUUCAAGAUGCAGACAGAGCUGAAAGCAGGACUGAAGUUUCCCGGAUGGAAGUGUGAGGGCAGUAUGGGGGCAAUGCCACCUCCCCAGCCCCGCAGAGGAGCUGGGGCUGCCUUUCCCUCCAGUGCUGACUAUUUCCGAGGGCUCCGGGAGCAUCUCAGCUCUCAGAGAGGCUGGGGGCCUCCCUGAUGAACAACUGAGAGGGCUGGAACUUGACAGCAGGAGAGCAAGAUGAAUGGUUGUCUCCCAGUGAGGUGGCUGUUUCCGCUGAUGUCCACAUGACAACUAGGGAAAAAAAUAAGAGAUCUGUUCACAAGGCAUUUUCAAGACAAAAACCUAAGCUUAAUUUUUGCAACUCUAAAGAACUGAAGUACUGUCCUAAAACUGCAGGCAUCUGGUGAGCAUCAGAGGAAUGUCUGCCAGUCUUGGCUUCAUCUUCUGCUUCCCUGCAGCCACGGGACAGAGGUGGCUGGGAGCCCACACUUGCAGCCUGGAUGACGACAGGUCUCUCUGCUAAAAAAAAGCAAGGAAGGGGAGAAAGAGGAAGGGGGUCUCUGGCUUCUAACACUGUCCUGGGCAACGAGAGAUUCAUUCUGGGGCUGGUAGAGGAGCUGCAGAUAGUGCAUCACAGUGCUAUGGGAAAACAGAAACUGUCUGAGCAGUGUUUGCCAUGGUGGAGGUCUUUCCAAAGCAAAAGCAGGACAGCUGGGAAUUUCCACCCACUGAUGUGUUUAAUCUCUUUUCCCCAGGGUAAGGUUACAGUUGGUUCUUCCAGCUCGGUUGUUACAGCUUCAUUACCACCCCAGUACCACCCCAGACACACAGCAAUCAGUGAAGGGGAAAUCUUCAGGCUACCAGGCAGGCUCAGAAUCCAGCCCUCACUGUGGAGCAAGGACGAUGUCAUCCACUGGCUCAGAUGGGCAGAGAAAGAGUAUUCCCUUCGACAAACCGAAGAAAGCAAGUUUGAAAUGAAUGGCAAAGCACUGUGUAUCCUUACCAAAGAUGACUUCAGAUACCGAGCUCCUAGCUCAGGUGAUGUGUUAUAUGAAUUACUCCAGUACAUUAAGACUCAAAGAAGAGCUCUGGUGUGCAGCCCUUUGCUGAACUCACCUUUCCAAGAGGCCAGGACCACAGAGGAAGGGGUGGACUGUGGUGUGGAGGCUGCCCCGGUUGCUCUUUCAUCCUGCCUGGGUCACACAGAGCUGUCCUCAUCCCGCAGCUGGGAGGAGCCCCUGAACCUCUCCCAUCACAACCCGGAGGGCAGCUGCAGGGCAGAUUCCGUCUGCUCAUUUCCUACAGCCCUGUCAGCACCAGUGGAUGGGAAAAUUGCAGAUUGCAGGUUACUGUGGGAUUAUGUAUACCAGCUCCUCUCUGAUAGUCGAUAUAUGCCCUACAUCAGGUGGGAAGACAAGGAAGCCAAGGUCUUCCGCAUCGUUAACCCAAAUGGACUUGCCCAGCUCUGGGGGAACCACAAGAACAGGAUGAACAUGACGUAUGAAAAGAUGUCACGGGCACUCAGACAUUACUACAAACUUAACAUCAUCAAAAAGGAGCCGGGGCAGAAGCUGCUGUUCAGAUUUCUGAAGACUCCUGGGGAGAUUGUCCAUGAGAAAUCCAGCAAACUGGAGCAGCUGGAGAAUGAGGACCAUGAGGAUCUCAAAGAAGACCCACUGGAGGUUUCAUCAUAGGAAGUCUUUGAAGGUUGCAUUUGCAGUGCUUUGCAGAGGGACUUGUUCUCUGCUGGGGAGAACCAGCAUCUCCUGCUCUCCUGGACAGAAGGCCACAGAGGUGGUCCUGAAUUUCAAAACCUGCCCUAAGUCAUAGCUAUGACAUCUCUGGAGCUUCACCAGCAAAACACACCCAAAAACUAUCCCCAAGCCCAGAAAGCACAGGUGAAUGUGUGUGCUGGUCUUCUGCUCACUGCUUCUUCCUCCUCUGGCAGGGACAAUGAUAUUUUUGAUAAAUCUUGAUGCUUGUCUUUAAGGUCCAAAUGUGCUGCUAAAGACUGCUCGGUUAUUGCAGCGAGAUCUGUUGAGCAGAGAGCACCGGAGCAUGUGCUCUGGGUUGAACACCUGCCAAAGCAAGUGGUGACCCUGAGUGUGGACGUGCUGCUCUGAAUCUGAGAUGUUCCCUUGAUUUGAGAUCAGACUUACCUUGCAGAUAUGCCGUACAUUGUAAUCUGCCUCCUGUAGAGCCACUUCUGUGGUUAAGGAUGGGAAUGAGCUGAAGUAUCUGCCUGGAUCAGGCCUGGUUGGAACUUCAGGCUGUGCACUGUGUCUUGUUUUGACUCCCUUUAACCCUUUCCCUCCAUUUAAUAAUGCUUUUUGUAAGUAGCUGACUAAAUAAUGUGACAAGAAACAGGCCAGUAAUGUACACAAUCACAUUUAUUGUCA